AUGGCAUACGAAGACGGUAUGAGUUCCUCUAAGCGCAACUCGGUCUUUGCGCCUGGUGUGCUGGUCCGAUUACAGUAUGCCUGUUAUCUCUUUGUUGGCCUUGUUGUUACGAUGCUUUUGCGAGGCUCUCUCCAGGGAGUAUUCAGUCGCGUUUCUAUUCUUGAGAAAGGUUGCGAAUACGCUGCUAGUGGUGACACUAAUUAUUGUACAGGGGAAGUUCUUGUCUACCGUGUUAGCUUUGCGUUAAUGCUUUUUUUCCUACUCCACUGGUUAUCUGUUUCUGAUCUGACGUGUUGUAUCGAGAGCGAAGCAAGAGCUGAGUUCCAAAAGCGUUUCUUUUUUGCCAAAAGUAUUAUUCUUGUACUAUUGUUUAUUAUAACCUUUUGGAUUCCGAACAGCUUCUUCAGCGUGUAUGCAUAUGUAUGUAUGUUUGCGUCUGCUAUAUUUCUACUGGUAAAUGUCGUCUUUUUGGUAGAUUUUAGCUACCAGUGGAGUGAUGAUUGGGGACAACGGGCUGAGCAUUCAGGGAAGUGGAUGUGGUAUCUUUUAGCUAUUGCUCUUCUCAGUUACUUGGGCGGAAUCGCUAUGAGCGUUGUUUCCUUUGUGAUGUAUGUCCCUCACUCGGAUUGUAACUACAAUGCCUUUGCCCUGAGCAGUGUGCUGGUGAGUGGUCUUGUGUACACGGUGCUGUCUGUGUGGGUGCCGCACGGCUCUGUUGUGCCGAGCGGGAUUGUGUUUCUCUACACGAGCAGCAUGAUGUUCGUGACGCUGCGGACCGACACGAACCCGCACUGCAACCGCCUCGCGCAGACGCCCGGCCGCCCCGCCCCCAUUCUGCAGAUGAUCCUCGCGAGUGUCGUGAGCGGCGCCGCGCUCGGGUACUCCGUCGUGUCCGCCGGGGGCAACCGCGACGCCCUCCGCCUCGGCCGCAGCCACGAAGAUGGCGACGGCAGUGUCAGCGACCACGAGGACGAGGAGGACCCGGACGAGAGCGGCCAUCUCGGGCGAUAUAUGUUCCUUCACGCCACCAUGAUGCUCGGCAGCAUGUAUCUCGCCAUGCUGGCAACAGGCUGGCAUGUCAGCGGCGCAGGCACAGACACGAUGCUCGGCAGCAUCAAUGUAGCAUUCUGGGUGCGUAGCACCACCGUGUGGAUGGCAGUCCUGCUGUACAUAUGGUCUCUCCUUGCACCGUACUACUGCUGCAGGGACAGGGACUUUGGCUUCGCCGUGGAUGACUGGUAA
Molecule: messenger RNA, 1242 nt
Organism: Trypanosoma theileri
Lineage: Eukaryota; Euglenozoa; Kinetoplastea; Trypanosomatida; Trypanosomatidae
Product: putative serine incorporator
Exons: 1
Coding region: 1-1242 (413 amino acids)
Cellular component (GO): membrane
Source: RefSeq, a predicted model, not a curated record